Molecule: messenger RNA, 2360 nt
Organism: Gasterosteus aculeatus aculeatus (three-spined stickleback)
Lineage: Eukaryota; Metazoa; Chordata; Actinopteri; Perciformes; Gasterosteidae
Source: RefSeq, a predicted model, not a curated record
GACCAGACCAAUGCAGGAGGAUGCCCGGAGACCGAAGGGACUGAGAAGAUGGUGUAUUCUCUUGAGAUGUCCGGCGUCCCGCUGGACCAGAACCAGUUCUGCUGCUCGGUGUGUCUGGACCUGCUGAAGGAGCCGGUCACCGUCCCCUGUGGACACAGUUACUGCAGAAGCUGCAUCGAGGACUGCUGGGACCAGGAGGACAAGAAGGGACAGUACAGCUGUCCUCAGUGCCGGGAGACGUUCAGCCCGAGGCCGGUUCUGAGGAGGAACACCAUGCUGGCUGAGUUGGUGGAGAAGCUGAAGCUGAGCGGCCCCCGGCAGCCCUCUGCUCCUCUGGCCCGCGCCGGCCCACAAGAUGUGGCCUGUGAUUUCUGCAGCGGCGCCGGACCCAACAAAGCCGCCAUGUCGUGCCUGACGUGCAUGGCGUCCUACUGCCCGGCUCACCUGGAGCCUCACCGCAGCGUCCCCGUGUUGAAGAAGCACGAGCUGGUCUCCGUCAGCGUCCCGCUGCAGGAAAAGAUGUGCGCGAAGCACAACAAGCUGAUGGAGGUCUACUGUCGGACGGACGGGAAGUGCAUCUGCUACCUGUGCGUUAUUGAUGAGCACAAGGGCCACAAUACGUUGUCGUCUGCGUCAGAGAGGGCGGAGGAGCAGAAUCAACUGCUCGCGAGUCAAAAGAGAGUCCAGCAGAGGUUCCAGGAGAGGGGGAUGGAGCAGGAGGCGCUGCUAAAACUUCUGAUGGAUUUUAAGAGUUCUAUCGAGCCCGCAGAGGAGACCUGUGACGAGAUCUUCGAUCAGAUGAUCCUCUCCGUCAACAAACGCCGCUGGGAGGCGAAGCAGCUGAUCGGCGCCCAGCGGGAGGCGGUGGUCACUCGGGCCGAAAAGCUGCAGCUGCAGCUGGAGACGGAGAUCAGUGACAUGAAGAAGAGGGACAGCGACCUGGAGCAGCUGUCUCACACGGACGACCACAUCCACUUCAUUCAGACCUUCCAGUCCCUCUCCGCCUUCUGCGAAUCUGCAGACUUGCCACCUGUGUUGGUCUUCUGUCCUCAACACUCAUUGUUGAAGCCUGUGACCGACUGCCUGUCUAAACUGAGGGAUGACAUGGAGAGCCUUCUGAAGGACGCGUGGCCCACAGUCAAUGCCGCAGUGUCUGCUAUAGAAGUUGUGUCACCUGUGCCAAAGACCAGAGAGGACUUUCUACGCUAUUGCUGUCCUUUGACCCUGGACAGGAACGCCAUAUCCCAAUAUUUGACCAUUUCACAAGACAACAGACGGGCGACGAGUACUUAUGUUGAUCGUUAUCAGUAUGAUGGUCUUGGUCUUUAUAGUGGCAGUUAUUGUAAUCAACAGCUAAUACACCCCAUUCAACACCCAGUUCCGAUCAUGCAGGUGUCGUGCAGUGAGGGCUUGUCAGAGCGGUGCUACUGGGAGGUCAGUUGGAGUGGUUAUUCUUGGUCUGUGGGAGUGUGCUACAAAGACCGCAGGUCAAAGAACCUGGUGUUCGGAACAGAUACCCAGUCCUGGAGUUUAACUUGUUCCCGAAAUUCGUUCUCUUUCCAACACAACAACAAAAGAAUUGCGUUGGUACGUUGUUCCACCUCCAGCGUCGGCGUGUACCUGGAUUAUCAACUAGGUGCUCUCUCUUUUUAUGACCUCUCCAAACCGAUGACUCUGCUCCACGAAGAACACAUUAAGUUCACUGAGCCGGUCCAUCCUUGCUUUGAGCUGAAGAGCAGUGCAUCUCAGACCAAUCUUACAGGACAUUUUAUAGAAGUGGGUAAGUUAUGGUGAUAACAUUUACAUUGGGGAUGUAAAUGUUCCCCUGCUGAUCGGGCAUUAGUCGGCUGCCUAGUAAACACCAUAUAGUUAAUGAGAGGAUGAUAUUACAAGAACAAAGACCUUUGAAUCAACUCUUAAAUCCCGCCUUGUCCCUCUUAAAGGUCCUGCCGCUUUUCAAAAGGCAAAGUAAGUUUGUUUCUACAGUGAUUCCGUGGUUUUCAUGGAAACAGAAGAGGCACCAGAAUGGAGCUUUGGGGAACUCUGGGUGUUUUUCUCGGCUUGCAUGAUGCUGUUUAGUCACACCCAGUUUUCAACUCUGCCUCGAGAUCUAAUAAUAGUGAGAAAGGAAUGCUGCCCCGUCAUUGUUUAAGGGGAUUUAAUUGAAGACAAGAGCAGUACUUCGAUGACGAAUCAAGUUCUAAUUUUGAGCUCCUGUUUUCUCUGUAGCUUUUCAGCGCCGGCAGGAAAUUUGGCCAGAAAUACUGGCAGGUUCAUGGCCAUUUAUUUAGAUUUUGAAGCAUUUAUGUGAUGAAGAAUAUGUUUUGGAUCCAUUCGUUAAUAAAUGCAUAUGCAGCACC